Nicotiana attenuata is the source of this 783-nucleotide messenger RNA. RefSeq lists its product as uncharacterized. The transcript is spliced from 2 exons. The coding region runs from base 1 to 783 and encodes 260 amino acids. The record is from RefSeq and is a predicted model, not a curated record. Lineage: Eukaryota; Viridiplantae; Streptophyta; Magnoliopsida; Solanales; Solanaceae.
AUGAGGACUAGUAAAGAAGCUCAGUUCCCGAAGCCAGUCCGGUCGGAUCCUAGCCAAAGGGAUCACAAUCUAUGGUGUGAAUAUUACAGGACUCAUGACCAUAAGAUUGGGGACUACCAACGUCUUCGUGAAAAGGUGGCGACAUUGUUGAAGAAUGGUCACCUCAGAGAGUUUUUUAGUGAUCACACUAAAAACAAAUAUGGAAGAGACCGGGACAAUGCGGGGCCAUCAAAGCCAGCAGCAUGGUCUUCUCAGAUGACAAUCAACAUGAUGUUCGGAGGGGAUGAGGUCAAUGGAGUAACAUUUUCGGUGGAAAAAAAAACGAAGAUAUCACUGACUCAUGGCAGGAGAGUCCAAGAAAGCUCAGAAGAUGACAUCACCUUCAUAGAGGAGGAUGCAGAUGGACUUCUUCUACCACACAAUGAUGCUUUGAGACUUUUGGAGCAAGCGAAGUUAGCCGAAAAUAUCAUUCCGGCAACAAAACUUCUAGCCGGCUUCAACCUAACGAGUGUGAUGACCCGAGGAGAAAUUUUGCUGCCCACACAUGCUGAAAGUGUAACGAAGACCACACUGAUCAAAGUGGUAGAUGGCCACAUGGGCUAUAAUGUAAUCCUCGGAAGGCUGUGGAUACAUAAAACAAAGGACGUACCUUCGACCUACCAUCAACUGUUAAAGUUUCCGAUGCCAGAAGGGGUCAAGAAGAUCAGAGGAGAUCAACAGGCUGCAAGGGAGAUGAACACAGUUACCAUUUCCAGUAGCAGGGGCGAGGAAACCAGCAAAUAG